CUGUAUCUCUAUAUAUCGCCUCUUUCUUUCUGUCUUUAGACCUAAAAUCAGCUUCCCAUUUAAACAGCUUCUUCUCUAUAUACUUCCAGGUGAAAUUGGAGGAGGGUUUAGGGAGUUGUGAAGUGUAAUGAUGGCGGGUAGUUCGAGUGAGGAGUCCGGGGUUAGUAGAUCAUUAGAGGGAUUAUCAAACGGUCAGCAACGGUCUGGUGAAGCAAUAGCCGAAUGGCGGUCAUCCGAGCAAGUGGAAAAUGGGAUUACUUCCACUUCGCCACCUUAUUGGGAUACUGACGAUGAUGAUGAUCGUGGCCCUAAACCUUCCGAGCUAUAUGGAAAGUAUACGUGGAAAAUUGACAAAUUCUCACAGAUUAAUAAGAGAGAACUUCGUAGUAAUGCGUUUGAGGUUGGCGGCUAUAAAUGGUACAUAUUGAUCUACCCACAGGGUUGUGAUGUCUGUAAUCACCUGUCUUUAUUUCUUUGUGUUGCAAAUCAUGACAAGCUUCUUCCAGGAUGGAGUCAUUUUGCUCAAUUUACAAUUGCCGUCGUUAAUAAAGACCCUAAGAAAUCUAAAUAUUCUGAUACGUUACAUCGCUUCUGGAAGAAAGAGCACGACUGGGGAUGGAAAAAGUUUAUGGAAUUAUCUAAAGUGUUAGAUGGGUUUGUUGAUGCUGACACACUUAUAAUAAAAGCUCAAGUUCAAGUUAUCAGGGAGAGAGCAGAUCGUCCUUUCCGAUGCCUUGACACUCAAUAUAGAAGAGAACUUGUAAGAGUAUAUUUGUCAAACGUAGAGCAAAUAUGUCGUCGUUUUGUGGAAGAAAGAAGAGGAAGGCUAGGGAAGUUGAUAGAAGAUAAAGUUAGAUGGUCAAGCUUCUCUCAUUUCUGGUCCACAAUGGAUCAAAUUUCUAGGCGUCGAAUGUCAAGGGAGAAAUCAGAGUCAGUAUUGAAAGUUGUUGUAAAGCAAUUCUUUAUAGAGAAGGAGGUCACGUCAACUUUGGUUAUGGACUCGCUAUAUAGUGGAUUAAGGGCUCUUGAAGCUCAGGCCAAGAGCAAGAAAGUUAAAGGAAAGUGUGAUACGGAAGAAGUACCAAUACCUGUUGUCCUGGUGGAGAGUGAUACAUUUAUUCUAGUUGAUGAUGUAUUAGUGUUGCUUGAAAGGGCGGCCUUAGAACCAUUGCCCCCGAAAGAUGAUAAAGGUCCUCAAAACCGUACUAAGGAUGGUGGUUCAGGGGAAGAUAUCAGCAAGGAUUCUAUUGAGCGUGAUGAAAGGCGACUCACUGAGUUGGGACGUAGAACCAUUGAGAUAUUUGUUCUCGCCCAUAUAUUCACCAGUAAGAUAGAAGUAGCAUACCAAGAGGCUGUUGCUUUGAAGAGGCAAGAAGAGCUCAUCCGUGAAGAAGAGGAAGCAUGGAUGGCUGAAAGUGAACAGAAAGCAAAACGUGCCUCUGAAAAAGAAAAGAAGUCCAAGAAGAAGCAGGCGAAGCAGAAAAGGAACAAUCGCAAAUCAAAGGAUAAAGGACGGGAUGAAAAGCAUUGUGUCGUAAUAGAAGAAAAAACUCAACAAUUGGAUCCAAUCGAUGUUGAAGAUUUGCUUAAAAAGCCCGAAAUAGUUGAGGAUGUUUCUGAUGUUUCAGACUCCGUAGAUUGUGGAACUGAGGCAUUUCUUCGCCCUGAUUCAGAUGAUAGAGAUUCAAGCCCAGUCAACUGGGACACUGACACUUCUGAACCUCAUCCACCCACAGAAGCUUGUAGCAGUGGUGCUAUUAGUGUCCUAAAUGGAUGGCAAAAGAGUCCGUCUGCAAUGGAUGAUAGUUCUUCGACAUGUUCAUCAGAUUCACUCCCAUCAGGGGUGAUCAAUGGGCCUUACAGAGGGGAUUCACAUCAGAAUCAGAAAAGCCAAAGUUCACCGAGCAGAGGGAAAGUGAAGCAGGGGAAGGCUAUUGGUGAAGUGACUGGACAGGUCAACAAUGUGCAGAAACAACAUGCAACUAACGAAGUAGAGUCAGGUGGGGUUGCAGUUCCGUUGCAGGAUAGGAUGAAGUGGCUUGAACAAGACGUCGUAAAGAAAGUGGAAGAAGUUGUUACAUUGCAAAAAAAGUUAAGCAUCAAGGAUGAAGUUGAACCUGAGAAACAGUUAAAAGUAAAGAUAGCUGUUUCUGUUACACCAUCUUCACCCAAGAGCAUUUCAAAAGCUUCACCACGUGGACUUCAGAAAUCUGACCUAAAAAAGAGUGUACCCUCUGAUUCUGGUAUUGUCAGAAAACCCUCAACUGAGAAUUCCCAAAAUGCAGAUAAACAGGUAGUCUUGACAAACUCAAGUGAAGGUUCAGUCAUAUCAAAACCCCACACCCAAAGCACGAGUAACCAGAAACUAACCGAAAAGCCUUCAAUUGUCCCCCAAGCACCUAACUCGACUCAAAAGCCCGUGAAUGUCCAAGGAUCAUUGACAGCUGAAAAGUCUGUUGUUCACCAAGUGUCUAAGACGUUGACCAAGUCUGUGCCAACCCCGCCCAUGUCGAGGCCUUUGAGUGCACCUUUAGUUGAAGGGUCUCGAACUAAUGCCACAAGUAACACUCCAGUUAUCUCAAUGGUUCAAACCACACCGUUUCUUUCUCGCUCAGCCAGUGCAACCGGAUAUCUUGGUCCUGACCCAUCACCCAUGGCUCAGAGUUAUGGUCCACCAUCUUAUCGAAAUGCUAUGAUGGGGAGUCCUGUUUCCUCUACUUCAACUGCUUUUAGUCAAGCUCACUCUCACUCAUAUACACAGCCUGUGUUUCUACCUCAGACCCCCGAAAGGAUGGAUUCUAAUAAUUCUGUUGGACCAAGCUUUUCAUAUGGUAUGAUGAAUCACGAUGUCGUAAUUCAAAAUGGGUCCCAGUGGAUGGCAUCCCCUCAAAGGGAUAACAAUAGCGGCAGAUCAUUCGCUCAAGGUAUGAUGGCGGACGAAUUCCCACACCUUGAUAUCAUUAAUGAUUUACUUGAUGACGAGUAUGCAAUGCCAAUUGCAUCAACUUUGGUCCCAGGCAUGUCAUUUCACAGCGGGCCUCGCCAUUUAAGUCAUCAAUUUACUUUUCCGGGGGAUAUCAGUGGUUCACUCGACCAUGGUCCUUCAACAAGCUCCUGCAGGUUUGACAGAACUCGGAGUUUUCAUGAAGAGUUCCAACCUAGUUAUAGUAGCGGGUAUGACUUCUCAAGAGAUAUGCUCCCACCACAACCAAACUUGCAGCCUUAUGUGAAUGGACAGAUUGACGGGUCGGGUCAGAACCAAUGGCAGAUUGGUGGGUCAGAUCUUUCUUAUGGAUUAAGAAAUAUGGAUAGUGAUGGGUACACAUAUCACAUGUCACCUGAUUAUUCAAACUUGACAAUGGGUGUAAAUGGUUACACUGUAUACCGGCCUUCAAACGGGCAGUGAGAUGGAAAUAAUUUCGGAUUGUCAUAAGGUAUAUGAAGAAGAGGAUGAUAAUGUUUGGUUAUUUAGAUUUGGAGUGAGGUUGUAACACCUUGUGAUAUGAAUAAUUUUUACAUUUUUACUUUAUUCUGAAAGAGUGAUUCUAGAUAUGUUUUUUUUUUUAAAUUACCUUUUACUUUGAUGGAUUGGGAUUUGAAAUCUGACUUUGAUAGCAAUAUUUACUAGAUUCAGGUUUUAUACC
Molecule: messenger RNA, 3644 nt
Organism: Erigeron canadensis
Lineage: Eukaryota; Viridiplantae; Streptophyta; Magnoliopsida; Asterales; Asteraceae
Product: TNF receptor-associated factor homolog 1a-like
Exons: 13
Coding region: 128-3406 (1092 amino acids)
Molecular function (GO): protein binding
Source: RefSeq, a predicted model, not a curated record